AUGGCACUCUUCUCCGUAUUUAAACUUCUAUUCGUAUAUCUGCUUUUGUUCGUAAUCCCUGGAAAAGCCAACAUUCAGCAGCAUAGCAACAGAAUUGAAAGAUGGGCAGAGCAACUUUCAUUUGAAGUAAAUAAUGUCUUAGAGAAGAAUUUUGGUCUAACCAAAUUUCAGAGCCUCAUCGAUCAAGCUUUAUAUCAGAGAAUUUCUUCACAAGGUAGCGAGCUCCUGAAUAAUAUUUCUAUUGCUGUAGAUGAAAAAUUGCAAGAUGUUUUAAGGACAUUGAUUUCAAAUAAAGUGUUAUUGGAGACAGAAUUAAUACUUAAAGAUCGACCAUUCAGGACUGUAAACUGCUGUGAUCGAAGAGGAAAAUUGAGAUAUGAUGCAAGCUUUAGAAGUAACGUUGAUAGAAACUCAUCUUGUGUUCUUCCACCCAGAGGAAAUUCAUAUUUGACAUCACGUUUAGAGGAGAAUUAUAAAAGAAAUGUAUUAACUUCAAAAGCUAUCAAAUGGCAGUAUUUUGGAUCCAAUAAUGGAUCAUAUCAUCAAUACCCCAGAUCUGAACAUCGUUGUGCCAAAGAGGAAAUAUUUGACCCACGAUUAAGGUAA
Molecule: messenger RNA, 606 nt
Organism: Paramuricea clavata
Lineage: Eukaryota; Metazoa; Cnidaria; Anthozoa; Malacalcyonacea; Plexauridae
Source: the annotation of a GenBank genome assembly